GGAACGCCUAUCCAGGCUCACUCCGCUGAUGCAGUCGGGACAGGGACAACACUUUGUCAUUGACUGAAAACAACAAGCAAGAUGUCUUACAGACCAGCUCCACAUUCUUCUUAUAAGAAGAUGUUUGGAGGGGAUAGAGUCACCUCCAGGACCACCUACUCCAGCCGCCAGUUCCCCAGUCAGGUGCGCUCCUCCCGCUUGUCCUACAGUCUCUCCUCAGCUCCCAACGUCUACGCAACGAAGACUCAGAGGCUCCGGAGCAGCGCGGCCAUGCCCCGGCUCGCCUCCGAGAACCUGGACUUCUCCCUGUCCGACGCCAUCAACAGCGAGUUCAUGACCAACCGCACCAACGAGAAGGCGCAGAUGCAGUCGCUCAACGACCGCUUCGCCAGCUACAUCGAGAAGGUCCGCUUCUUGGAGCAGCAGAACAAGAUCCUGCUGGCGGAGCUGGAGCAGCUGCGGGGCAAGGGCACGUCCCGGGUCGGAGAUCUGUACGAGGACGAGAUGCGGGAGCUGCGGCGUCAGGUGGACCAGCUGACUAACGAGAGGGCCCGGGUGGAAGUUCACCGGGAUAACCUGGCGGACGACAUCGACCGACUGAGGGAGAAGUUGCAGGAUGAGAUAUCCCAGCGGGAAGAUGCAGAGAACAACAUGCAGAGCUUUAGACAGGAUGUGGACAAUGCUGCUCUCGCCAGACUGGACCUGGAGCGGAAGGUGGAGUCACUGCAGGAUGAAAUCAACUUCCUCAAGAAACUGCAUGAUGAGGAAAUGCUGGAACUGCAGAACCAGAUGCAGAUGCAGCAGCAGCAUGUGCAGGUGGACAUGGAGGUAGCCAAACCUGACCUGACAGCUGCUCUGAGGGACGUCCGUCUGCAGUAUGAGAACCUGGCCUCCAAAAACAUCCAGGAGUCUGAAGAUUGGUACAAAUCCAAGUUUGCUGACCUCACUGAUGCUGCAGCCAGGAACAAUGAUGCCUUGAGAGUUGCCAAGCAAGAGGCCAAUGACUAUAGGCGCCAAGUUCAGGCACUCACUUGUGAGGUGGAUGCCCUUAAAGGAACUAACGAGUCUAUGGAGCGCCAGAUGAGAGAGAUGGAGGAGAACUUCUCCCUGGAAACAGGCGGUUACCAGGACACCGUCGGGCGUCUGGAGGAAGACAUUCACAACAUGAAGGACGAGAUGGCCCGUCACCUGCGAGAGUACCAAGACCUCCUAAAUGUCAAGAUGGCCCUGGACAUUGAGAUUGCCACCUACAGGAAGCUGCUGGAAGGAGAGGAGAGCAGAAUCUCCACUCCUCUGCCAAACUUCUCAUCCCUGAACCUGAGAGAAACGAUGAUUGAUUCCAAACCUCAUGUUGAAACCUCAACAACUAAGAAGGUUCUCAUCAAGACCAUCGAGACCAGGGAUGGUCAGGUGAUCAACGAGUCAACCCAGAACCACGACGACAUGGAGUAAUAAUGGCUCUGUCUUUGCCAAACAACCAACUAAAGCAAUAAAAUGACACACAAUUCACUGGGGCUUCAAGCAAACAAACAAACCAACAACACAAAAAAACAAACUGCUUCUAAAAGUGCCUUUGUAUGUGGUGAUUCAAUAAGCCUGUUAGCUGACACACAGACUGUUUUUCGCUUUCUCUACUCUGCUGAAAGUAUUCUCUUUGUCACCUGUGUUUAGACGCAAUAAUGAAAUCAGCACAACAUAGAAAUCCUUAUUAAGGUUUAAAAAUAUCUUUCUUUGUAACCAAAGUAGUCUUUUUGAUCAAUACAGCAUGCACACUCCAGGAAAUGCGUAUGCUAAAGAUGUCACAAUUGCCUGUAUACAGCAAUAAACCAUUAAGACUGCAAAUCAAA
Labrus mixtus (cuckoo wrasse) is the source of this 1847-nucleotide messenger RNA. Its product is annotated as vimentin A2-like. Gene Ontology annotation, cellular component: intermediate filament; cytoplasm; axon. Gene Ontology annotation, biological process: intermediate filament organization. Gene Ontology annotation, molecular function: structural constituent of cytoskeleton. The transcript is spliced from 9 exons. The record is from RefSeq and is a predicted model, not a curated record. Lineage: Eukaryota; Metazoa; Chordata; Actinopteri; Labriformes; Labridae. Bases 82 to 1452 code for a protein of 456 amino acids.